GCGAGAGGAACGAUGACAGGACUUUUUGUCUCCUUGAAUAGUGAUAUUUUUGAGGUGCCAAUUGCAAAAGAGAAACAGACUUCUCUAUCACAAGCACGCCACAGUCAGAAAUAGCCAAUUGUAAAUAACAGCAUUUAUCAAAUGGUCUACCAAGGCCCGUCGCGGGGUUGCAAUUCAUGUAGGAAGAGGCGGAAAAAGUGCGACGAGACGCGUCCGGUAUGUCCAUUUCGUGCCAGUGACUCGAUUGGAGGCUGGCUUUGUCAGGACUAACAGCUCACAAAGGCAUGCAUGAGAUGCUUGAAUGCUAAGCGUCAAUGUGGCGGCUAUGAGGAUGAAGUAAUUGGUCGCCAGCCUUAUGGAGUGCCAAGCACAGUUCAAGUUAGUGGGAUGUCAACGGUUGAAGCGAUGGAGUCCUAUCCGCCUGGAGAGGCUUGGGUUACUUGAGUACACACUUACUGAUGAAAGAUGCAGGGAUCUCCUUCGGUAUCCACGGCACGAAAGUGUACGCUUCCAAAACGUCUACCAAUCCCAGGAACCGAUAUAAUCCCAGAAGAUACCAUACCGACGGAGGUGACAAUGGACGAGAGUAAUGCGCUCGCCUUGAGAGCAUUCUACCAUGAUUUUUGCAUUAUUCCCACUAACAUCAACCUUUCUCGCGGGUAUCUAGCCGGCUUAGAGACGAUGGUUAAUCGCUUGGGACCAAAGUCGGAUCUUGCGAAAGUCUGUCAAGCUGUUGCAUGUGCUAGUCAUGGCAAGCCCGAACGAAGGCCACAGAUUGUUCAUCGAGCUGAAACAUCAUAUCAUCAUCUGCUCGGAUCUCUAGCCAAGAAGUUGGAAAAUCCAAGUACCGAAAGGUUCGCAGAGACAAGGCUGCUGGCUAUGUUAUUAGGUCUUUAUCAGAUAGUUAUGGCAAAUGAAAAGGACUUUGGUGUUCAUGAAGUUCACGCCAGCGGUUUAGCAACACUGAUGAAAAUUGAUAACUCUCCUCUAAACCUUUUAGAGCCACUUCUGGCUAGAAAAAGCUUGGCGACAUCAGGGGCCUCACAGGACCCCGGGAUAUUCUCAAUUCCAUCCUUGAAUGAGACCAGCCCAUCACUGGAUGAACUCCUCCGCAGCUUGACUGUUUUGUGGGAAAAGACGAAAUGGUCGACCGAUUACCAGGACACCAGUAUUUUUGGAGCCGAAUGUGCGGAACUUGAUCGAGCUUUUGCGAAAUGGGAAGCAGACCGGGCCUCAGACUUUCGACCAACAGAAAUUGGCAAGGUAAUCUACGCAGCUUCACAACAUAUUACGGCAGGUUACUGGCCUGGGAGACUGGACACAUAUUUCGAUCUCUACGUGGCUGCCAUUUGGAACAUCUUUCGCACAGCAAGACUGCUUUCCCUUGCUAUUGCACUUACCACACCUGAUGGCAAUGAGAACUCGAUUCAAUACAUCGAUAUUGCCAAUAAUAUCGUGGAGGAUAUCUUUGCCUCUGUUCCUUAUCACCUUGCAGAUAAUCUGCCUGUGUUUCUCGAAGGGACAGAACGGAAACUGCCCAUUGAUCCUGGGCGGACACUCGGAGGCUUGCUUCUGAUGCAUCCGCUGUAUGCUUUUUCGAAAAUAGACUUUCUGCCUGAUAGGACGAAAGACUAUGCAAGGGAAUGCCUUCGGUGGAUUGGUGAGGAAAUGGGUAUCGGACAGGCUGGUUUGAUGUCAAAUUCCGAAAUGAAUAGAAAAUAUUUGGAGAGCGGUUGUAUGAUCAUUUGGGCUGGAUUCCUUGGGUGAAUCAAGUGAGGAUGAAAACCAUGUAAAUCGAAGAAAUAAUUCUGUUUCAUCUAUUGGGAGAAUGGGAGUUUUUGGGGAUCAUCCUGCAGCGGCGAGUAUGGCAGAAUCUGUACUAUUUACUUGACAGAAGCUCGGGACCGUAGACAUAGGUCGGGCUAACGCGAGACUCUCGUAAUCGACCUUUUGUCGCUGUCCUCGAUCCGUACUAUACCAGCCUUCACACUGUACAAUCUUACGUACACCAAUCAUGUUGGAAAUUGGAUAUCAUGCAAGAAUACACCCUGACAUUGAUAUCAC
This is a messenger RNA of Cadophora gregata, 2064 nucleotides long. RefSeq lists its product as uncharacterized. The transcript has 7 exons. The record is from RefSeq and is a predicted model, not a curated record. Gene Ontology annotation, biological process: regulation of DNA-templated transcription. Lineage: Eukaryota; Fungi; Ascomycota; Leotiomycetes; Helotiales; Ploettnerulaceae. Gene Ontology annotation, molecular function: zinc ion binding; DNA-binding transcription factor activity, RNA polymerase II-specific. Bases 466 to 1767 code for a protein of 433 amino acids.